CCCACAAGAGUAGGGUCUGGGGAGGGUGUGUGUACGCAGACCUUACCCCUACUCGAAAGUAGAGAGGCUGUUUCCAAAGAGACCCCCGGCUCAACGUCGAAAGUUGCAUUGCUUGACUAACUGCUACUUCAUUAAUUAAAGAAGCGCAGACAGUUUAGAGAUCCAUUUUGAUUUAUUCCAUCACACCCCAAAGCCAAAAAAUGGCAGGGUGCAUUUGCUGUUAAAGACUAUUCAAUGCACAGUCUGAAACUUAGAGCUUCAUCACACCAUCUCUGGCAUGGUUCCACAGAUGUUUCAAUAACAAAGUUCCUUUUAUCUGGUGCUCAGUGCCUGUUCGAACAGAUCAUAAAUGCUCACAGAACAUCCUUUGAAGCUGAAAAGUACAAUAACAUAAAGUCAUUCUUUCAUCCUACUCCUGGGAAGAUUAUCACGGAAAAUGACGUGAAGGGCAUGAUAUCACUCCUUGCGUCUUCGAAUCAUGAAUAUUUUAAGUCAUUGCUAACUCUCUUAAUUGAGCCACUGCUCCAUGUCCUCUAUCUACCAUGCUCAAGUGAUUUUGUACAUAAUCUGGGUUCUGCGUGGUUAUUGAUUGGUGGGCUACGAUACCGUCUUUUGAUUAGCUAUACACAUUUUGAUCCCACUUUAAAAUAUACUGUUAAGUACUCUCAACUGAUGCAAAAAAUUGCUUCUCUCGAGCUUGAAAAUGAGGUAAGAAGACAGUGUACUUAUUUAGCAGGGUCUUUGCAAUUGAGAGAAUAUGAUAAACAUACCAAGGCGCUAGAAGGACUCAAUGCUAAGCUGACAAAACUUCAAAAAAAGAUUGUAUUCCGCUCUGAUCCUGGGAAGUUCAAGAGCCUGAAAGAUGACUGUGACGACUUCCUUAAUUCGGUUCAGCAUCUUGUUAGCUCAAUUUCUGCUGCAAAAAAUCUUCACAUUGAUAAUAUAUCUGAUCUUCUCCAAAAUUGGCAGAAGACCUCUUCACACUUUAUUGAGCGACUGUCUGAGGAAUAUGCUGAUUACAUUGAUAUAAUUCAACCAUUACAAGCAUCAAUAUAUGAAAUGAAAUUAGGCUCCUCUCUGGUCUUUUCAAGUGCUUCAGGUAGAAAGUUACUUGAGCAACUGGGGAAACAAGAUAUGGAUUCUGUUCUGGGGACGAUAUAUUCAUUCAUGAGAUUUCCCAGGGGGUGUGCGCAAAAAUGUGCUUCCUACAAGGUUGAAACUAUGGCGUACAAGUUUUCUUGGAAUGAUAUUGAACUGCCUACAGUUAUCAACACUAUGGACUUGCAUUUUGUUGAAAAUCUUGUCACGACCAAAGAUCGUAGCAUUGCUGAUGGAAUGGUCUCAGCUUCUCUUUAUCACAAUAUUCUAAUUCGAGUGAUGCACUCUGCUGCUGAUGCACACUUUAUGGAUAACUCAUCAUUUGAACUUAUGGAGAAGAUAUUUGAUGAUUUUGCAAAGCGUUGGUUGCAUAUGAAACUGCAUUUAAGAAUGAAAGAGGAAGAAAACAAUGAUCAACUACUUAGGUUUCGAUCGCGCACACUAAAGAUAGAAUAUAUCCUUGAUAGUGAUAUAUCCAAUUUAGAAACUGCUGCUUCAAAUGAGAGUUUCUUAGAUUGGAAGGAAACGCUCUCUGGUGAUGAACACUGUGACAAUGCAAAAAUUGACAAGGAAUGUGAGACUCCAGAGGAUGAAUGGAACUCUGUUGAAGACUCCAUAGUAAAUGACAUGAUCCAUAUUCAUAAUCAAAUCUUUGGCUCAACUGAUCUUUUUAAAAAUCCUGGAAAUAUUCAUGCAUCUGAUACAGACAGAUUAUCUUCUUUUGUUGACUCAUAUUCGCUGGGCAUAAAAAUGAAGAAAGAUUUGAGUGGUUUGGUUUGCUCAUCUUUGGAUGCUAAGCUUAUUCCAGAACAAUUACUUCGCUUGUGUUUGGAGCAUAAAAAGAUGUUCAUUCCUCACUGUCAAUCAUUGCAUGCGUACAACUUUUAUAAGGAUUCAAAUAUGCCUGCAAUGGCGACCAUGGUGGAACCUCUAACUUCUCUUAAACAGAAAAUUCUUUUUCUUUUGAAUGAAUGGGAUGAUCAUCCUGCUCUUCAGAAGAUAGCUGAGGUUAUUGACAUGCUCUUGGCUAUUCCUCUGAGUGCCCCUCUGGCUAAGGCCCUCUCUGGCUUGCAUUUCUUGCUGAAUAGAGUCCACAUGUUAUGUCAGACGGUUUCCAAGUUUCCAUUGUCUGAUCAAAUGAAACCUAUUUUUAAUCUGGUAUCCUUGUGGCAUAAGCUGGAGUUUGAAUCUUGGCUUGCUUUACUCGAAGAAGUUCAAGCUCAGUUUGAGACAAACGCGUCAAAGUUGUGGUUACCAUUAUAUUCAGUUCUUCGGUCAAAAGAGUGUACUGAUACCAAUGCAUGCACUCCAUCCUUAAUAGAAAGCUUGGAGGCAUUUGUUCAGAUGUCAUGUAUUGGUGAUUUUAGGAAACGUCUUCAACUACUUGUUGCUUUUCAUGGACACUUGGGUACUUCUACAAAAAGAGGUGCUUGUUCAAGCUCUGAGGAGAUUGUGAAAGUUCUCUAUAAUAGCUUUGGCUAUUAUGUGCAGUUUUUGCCAAUGAUUUUGGACCACAUGGAUGCCAGUAAAAGAAAUAUUGAAAAGGAACUAAAAGAGCUUGUGAAACUGUGCCGAUGGGAACGGGUGGAGGACUAUGCGGCUGUAGAGAGCUAUGGGCAAACUCGGCAGAAACUCAGAAAACUUGUUCAGAAAUUUACUGAUUUACUUCAACAACCUGUUGUUUCAAUUAUCAACCAAGAAGUGAAAGGAAGGAGUCUUAAUUCCCAAGCCAUCCAAGACACACAAAUCUCAGUUGACUUAUAUGAGAGGAGCAAGAAUAUUCUUAAUGCACUAUGUGAUCAGAUUGAAUUCAUCAAGAACAGCCCUCCAUAUGACGCUUGUUGGUUGAAGGAAGUUGAGUAUGUUGUCCAAGAUCUACAUAUCAGCAGUAGAACAGAAAGUUGUUUCCCUGGCUUAUCUUGUAAGGGAAACAUGGAAGAAAUGAGAAGAAUCUUCAAUGUUGGUCUUCUAUCUCAGUUUUCACAGAUGUCUUGGUUUGGUAAUUGGGAUCAACUUUGGCUUGCAAUUGAUGAAAUAUGUAGAACUGUAUUUGGUUGUGCGGAGGUAUGGAGAGAGGAUGGAAAGAAACUGGGAAGAAGAAGAGUUUUCUCCGAUCUACUAAAGGUCUUGGAUGUGUGUGGUUUGUCUAAGCACAGAUCAACAUUAAAAAAGGGCCAACUAGAAGACAAUUCAUCGAUACACUGGCUUCUUCAGCCAUCCUUUGAAGUGCGGGACCUGCUCUUGGUGCAAUCUGGGCUUUCCUCUGCUGAUGCUGAAAUUCUCGUUCUUAGAGAGCUUCACGCUUCUUCUGAUGAAAGUUUGAACUCCAAAUGGAAAUCUGCUAACCAGUACUAUUUCAAGAGCAUCAAAUCAAUGAAACUUUUGCAGAAUAUUAGUUUAAACUUUCAUAAGGAUUUUACUCUUGAACAGGUUGAGAGGUCAGGAUCUUAUAUUGACCAUCUUUUGACUAUUCAACAAGAACAGCGUGGAGUUGUCUAUGAUUUUGCCCGACAACUUAGACAUUUUAAGGAGUGCCGUUUACCUUUAGUCAACAUAUUCUCAAGCUCCCCUUUUUCUUCAGUUGAGAACACCGACAUUUGUUUGACCCAAAAUCAUUACAAAUCUUUCAAUUGCUUGUGGCAACAAAAGCAACUCUUUGAUAGCUUAUGGGCACUAUUACAUGAAGAGAGCCUGUUUUUACAAACAGUACUGGAUAACCAUUUGAGCUCUUGCACAAGUGUCAAACAUUCAGCAAUGGAAAUCCUUCUUUUCAUCAGAAAACAUAUUCCAGUUAUUAAAAAAUCUAAGGAUUUACUGGAUGAUCUUGUUCUUGGAGUUGAUAGAGCUACAACCACAACCGUAGGAGAGACGCCAUUGCAUCCAUGUGGCAUUACGGAUCACAUGGAGAAGAUGUUAACUCAAAACUUUACACUGGUAAAGUCCUUUGAGAAUGAAGUUCACACCUUCCGUAGUCAAGUUGUUGAUGGAGAUGCUGCAAUUGGAAAUACCCUGCUGGGACAUUUCAGUGAUAUAUUUAAGAAGGCCAACUUCAUUGCUGGACAGUUCAGUUCUGACUGUGAUUCUUCAGAAAAUAAAAUUUACUCCAACGAUCAUUUAGUAAAUAUCGUUGAUGCUGAAGAUCGUUUUGGUAUGUUGCUGUUGGAGACCUGCAAAUAUAUUAUGGAUGCUCUUCAUGCAAUGGGCUCAGUAGAGUUUGAUAUCCCUGAUAAGCUGAAUAUCUGUGUGUGGAAGGAGCUCUUGCAGUCAAAUAUUGCUAAACUACAGCUGGAUGUGAUUAGUGAUAGAUUACUUGAGACUAUCUGUCUUUCUAGAAAAAUAUUGAAUUAUUAUGGAAGCAGAAAUCCAAGCUCAACUUCGCUCAUUAGAUCACAUCUAAAACAUCUUUAUUCGUUGUCGAAUGCAAUCCUGGCUAUUAGUGAAGGCCUUCUGCACCGUUUCCUGAUGAUGCACACCAUGGUAUCUGUGAUGACCCAUGUCCUAGCAGAAGUUUUUUCAUCACUAUUUGUCAAUGGAUAUGGAUCUAAAGAAGACCAAACAAAUGAGUCUGGCCAGAGUGAUACUCAUGAUGCAAGUGGUACUGGCAUGGGUGAGGGCACUGGAUGUAAUGACAUUAGUGAUCAAAUAACUGAUGAAGAUCAAGUUCUUGGGGCUUCCAAUGAACCAAAUGAGCAACAAAAUAAUGCUCCAAAUGACAUGUCAAGUGCAAAAGACAAGGGCAUUGAGAUGGAAGAUGAUUUUAUAGCUGAAACAUGUAGUGUCAGUGAAGAUUCUGUUGAUGAUGAGGAUGGCACUGAAGAGGAUGGGGAAUUAGAUUCUGCUAUGGGACCGACUGGCGAUCACAGUGAAAAAGUUGAUGAGAAACCUUGGGAUGGGGAAGGAAAUGAAGAUAAUGAUAGCAUAGAUGAGAAGUAUAAGUCUGGGCAAUCAGUAAAAGAUAAAGGAGAUGAGCAGGAACUACAAGCUAAAGAUGAUACUGUUGCUUAUGAUGAUGAAAAAGAAACAGAAGGCCCCGAUCCUGGGGAAUUUGGGAAACAACAUGAUGAAAAUGGGAAUGAAGGCAUUGACGAUGAAACCGAAGACAUGGAUUUAGAUGAAGAAAAUGCACAUGUGGAUCCGACAGAUUUGAAACUUGAUGAACAGGAUCCAGGUCAAGUAGGUGAUAGUGGUGCUUUGGACCCAUCAGAGGAGGUUGAAUGCAUGGAGGAAGAAGAUAAAAAUCCAGAUGACUCUGUUAAAGGUGAGAAUGAAGAGGAGACAACAAACUCAAUGGAUGAUACUCCGGGAGAAACAAAUGACAAACAAAUGUAUGAAAAAAUGUCUGGGGAGGGUCAAGAGGAGGAUAGCCAUCAUGAUAGUUGCACGAACGAGGAACUACUGGAUCCAAAGAGAGACAGAAUUCAGCCCAAGGCUUCUCCUUUUCCGGCUCAAUCUUCGGGGAAUGGUCGAAUUGGUUUAGGACUACCAGAUAUAGUCAAAGACUCUAAUGGUGAAAAUUCCAAUAACAGUGUGGAAGAGACAGACCAGUCUAAUGGCAGUGGACUAGAGCAUAAGCUUGAUCCUGGGAGAGGCUUUAAUGAUAAAGAUCAGGAUAUCAUGGUGGCUGACUCAUCCAAUGGCGAUAAGUUAAGUGGUUAUAAACAUGAAACUCCAGUCCCUCAAGUUAACAAUCUAUCACUUAAUGGGAGUCAACCAAAUCCAUGUCGUAAUGUUGGGGAUGCACUUGAUGCCUGGAAAGAAAGAGUGAAUGUCUCUAUUGACAUUGAGGAUAACUUACAGAGUGCAGAUGACAUUGUAGAUAAUGAUGCAAAGGAAUAUGGAUAUACUGCUGAAUUUGAUAAGGGGACAGCCCAAGCAAUUGGGCCAGCAACCACUGACCAGAUUGAUAGAAAUGUGAGGGGAAAUGAUGUUGAAGGAGAUGAUGCUGGAAUGAAUGAAAAAAACAAAUAUGCUAAUGAACUGGAUCUUGAUAAGCUUCAACGACAUUCUCAACCUGUUGUCAGUUCUGCUUCAAAGUUCAACAAUGAUAUAGAAAUGCAAUUGGAGAAGUCAGAAACAGACAAACAACUUGAACAAUCUGCUGCAGAGGAUCACGGUUAUGGUGGUGAUGACCCAAGUAGUUCAUCAUUGGAUAUGGUUUCCGUGAUGAGAAAUUAUUUAAGUGAGGAUAUAAAUCAACUCAGCAAUCUUUCCGUGACUGAUGAUGACUUGGGUAGGGCUUCCAACCUUGCAGAAGAAGCAACAUGUGACUUGAGUGAUGCUGCUUCUCUUUGGAGAAUGUAUGAACUUCGCACUACAAGGCUUUCUCAGGAGUUAGCUGAACAGUUACGUUUGAUAAUGGAGCCCACUAUAGCUAGCAAGCUGCAAGGGGAUUACAGAACUGGCAAAAGGAUAAAUAUGAAAAAAGUAAUUACCUAUAUUGCAAGUCAUUAUCGAAAUGAUAAGAUAUGGCUGCGCCGUACAAAGCCAAACAAACGUGAUUAUCAAGUUGUCGUUGCUGUGGAUGAUUCUGAAAGCAUGUCUGAAUCCCGUUGUGGGUGUGUUGCUAUUGAAGCUUUGGUGACAGUCUGUCGUGCUAUGUCUCAGUUGGAGGUGGGCAAAUUGGCUGUCACAAGCUUUGGGAAAAAGGGGAAUAUCCGGUUGUUGCAUGAUUUCGACCAACCUUUUGCUGCGGAUGCUGGGAUUAAGAUGAUUUCAAGUUUUACAUUCAAGCAAGGAAACUCAAUAGCCGAAGAACCAAUGGGUGAUCUAGUGAAGUAUUUAAACAAUAUGCUUGAUGAAGCUGUCCUUAGCGCAAGGCUACCAGCUGGAGAUAGUCCUCUCCAGCAACUUGUUUUGAUAAUAGCAGAUGGUCGAUUUCAUGAGAAUCCGGAAAAAUUGAAGUGGCGUGUAAGAGACCUGAUGAAUAAAAAGCGCUUAGUUGCAUUUCUGCUGCUAGAUGACCCCAAUGCUUCCAUCUUGGACCUCGGGGACGUCACAUUCCCAGGAGGUGUCUAUAAGUGGAACAAGUACAUGGACUCGUUUCCCUUCCCGUAUUAUUUGGUGUUGAAGGACAUAGCGUCCCUUCCUAGGACACUAGCCGAUUUGUUGAGACAGUGGUUCGAGCUGAUGCAGUCCUCAAGAGACUAACUAUGGUUGUAGUUGUCGACAUUUUUGUUAAGGGAAACUAUCCUGGUGCCUCCACAAUUUUUGGGGAGCCUGUCUGAGCAGCAGGUGAAUUCUUUAUUAGGGACCUGUCUUUACUGAUGGUAAAUAUUUUUUUCUGUCCCUAAGCUGUACAAUAAUUAUUAUCAAAUGUUAAUGGUACCCAGGAAAUCAUUCAUUACUGAUUAAUUAAUUAAUAGCUGAUGGCUCU
Cuscuta campestris is the source of this 7471-nucleotide messenger RNA. NCBI's taxonomy places the organism in Eukaryota, Viridiplantae, Streptophyta, Magnoliopsida, Solanales, Convolvulaceae. The record is from the annotation of a GenBank genome assembly.